AUGGGUCAACUUCUUUCGUGUGCAGGUAUUCGUUUGGGCACACGAAUAAGUGAACCGGAAUCAACUGAAAUUCCAAUUCAUCAUAAAUGUCGAAAUUGUGGUCAACAAUGUGAUCAAUCAAAACUUUCGGAUACAUGUAUUUAUUCAAAAUUUACACGUACAGGUACAAAAGAACAACCAUUAAUUAUUCGAUCAAUUGUACCAAAUGGUAAAGUACGUUGGUCAUCAUCAUUUGAUUAUCAUCCAAUUGAAUUUACAUCAGAAAAAAUUCGUACAUCAACUAAAGAAUAUGUUGAUCGAGAUCCACGACAAGAUCUAAAUAUUGAAAUACCAUGGAAUUCAGAUGAUCGUUUAUGUGAUCGACGAUCUUAUCAUGGACCUUAUAAAAUUAUUGAACGUAUACCACAAAAUCCAUGUGGACGAACAGGAAUUACAGGACGAGGACAUCUUGGUCAUUUUGGUCCAAAUCAUGCUGCUGAUCCAAUUGUAACUCGAUGGAAACGUGAUAAAAAUGGUGCAAAAAUGUUUCAUCCAUCUACUAAAAAAGGAAUGUUACAAUUUGUUUGUAUACUUCGAAGAGAUACAAAUGAAUAUGCUAUACCAGGUGGUAUGGUUGAUAAAAAAGAAAAAGUUACUGAUACAUUACAACGUGAAUUUCAUGAAGAAGUACUUAAUUUUCCAGAUUUAGAUGAGUGUGGUAAAGAAAAAUUAGUAAAAGUAAUUAAAAAUAUUUUUGAAAAUGGUGGUACAAAAAUUUAUUGUGGUUAUGUUGAUGAUCCAAGAAAUACUGAUAAUAGUUGGAUGGAAACAACAGCAUAUAAUUUUCACGAUGAAGAUAAUGAACAUCUUGCAUUAAUCAAUGUUCAAGCUGGUGAUGAUGCAACAAAUGCUUUUUGGCAUGAUCUUGAUUCUCAAAUUCCAUUAUUUGCAAGUCAUGCUGAUUUUCUUAGACGAGUUGCUUAUUUACAUAAGGCACAUUGGUGA
Molecule: messenger RNA, 984 nt
Organism: Rotaria sordida
Lineage: Eukaryota; Metazoa; Rotifera; Eurotatoria; Philodinida; Philodinidae
Source: the annotation of a GenBank genome assembly